Molecule: messenger RNA, 291 nt
Organism: Spirodela intermedia
Lineage: Eukaryota; Viridiplantae; Streptophyta; Magnoliopsida; Alismatales; Araceae
Source: the annotation of a GenBank genome assembly
AUGGCGACGCCCGAGAAGACCCAGAAGGAGAAGAAGGUGGAGGAGAAACACCGGGAAGUGCACCAUGCCCAUCACAUAUCUGAGAUGAGGCCCAUCACACAGGGAGCCUACGGCGGGGGCAUGUACGGGACAGAGGCUGGGGAGGCCGCCGGCAAGCCAGCGAAGCCGCCGGCGAGCGAGACGCAGAGCGCCGACGGGCCGGCGGAGCCCGUGGCACCACCCAGACACAAGCCGCCGCCUUCCACCGGCGACGUGGACGUGGACGUCACCGGGCAGUCCUACUUCCAAUGA